CCGCCUAGAACAUCACAGAGCUGAUGAACGCAGCAACGUUCUUUUUCAGAACCAUGGCGAGCGCAUUGUGACGCUGUCCCUUCUACUCCUACUCAGAGCCAUUGAUACAGUAUUUUCUAAAUGGUUAUACUCCUACUGUUCUCUAAACAAUGGUUUCAUAGUUUACAAUUGUAUAAACUCCCAAAUCAUGCUCAAAAUUCAAUUUAAUUGAUGUCACUGUUGAGUGUUUUUUAAUCUGUUUGAUAAACAUGUUUGUCCCAUUGUGACAUAGCCAACCAUGACUUAUGGAAGAAUUUGACGUAUUAAUGGUCCCUAUAAAACCCUGUAAUUCUAAGAAAGAAUUGUCAGAUGGUUUUGAACUCAGUCAAAACCACUGCAGUAUGUAGAGCGAUAAUGAGUAGGUCUAUGUUCAGUCGUUUGUUGACAGCGACCCCGCUGAGAUUCCUCCGCGAGAGGCCGCUUCUGAGUGCAGCUGGCCUGUUGUUUGCGUCCGGUUCGGCAGUCUACUUUUAUCGCAAAUAUUACGGUAUCGGUGAGGAUGCACUGGCCACCGUGGAGAGCGUGGACCGUGUUGUCACGGUUGAGGAGGAUAAUGAGCCCACCCUGGACCAGGAGGACCCAGUCCUUGUUCAGUAUGUGGUUGAGGAGGUUGGGCACCGGCCCUGUCUGGCUUUAAUCCCUUGGUCUGGACCUCUGUGGGUUCCCAGCUCUCCAACAUAUUACCUUACCCAUGCUGGGAGGAUGCUGGUGAGAGAGCUGGCAGUGUUAAACACGCAGAUAUUCACAGUGGAGCAGCCCAUUUCCAUCUGUUUCACUCCUGCUAGGAGGAUGGUAUGGAAUGAACUGUCCUCUCAAAAUGAACAGUAUGUGGAUGAGGAGGUUGGGCACCGGUCCUGUCUGGCUUUAAUCCCUUGGUCUGGACCCUUGUGUGUUCCUAUCUUUCCUGUCUUCUCCAAGGCCAAACCAGUCUACUACCUCACUCGUGCUGGGAGAAUGCUGGUAACAGAGCUUGCAGUGUUAAACACACAGACUUCCAAAUUGGUUAUUGAGGAGCCUACCAUUCACCUCACUGAAGCUGGGAGGCUAGUGCUUGACGAACUGUCAGCACCUUCAGAUAGCCAUUCACAGCCAAAUAGGGAAGACUCUGGUUUUCCCUAUGAGAAGUUGCAGCUGGUUGGGAACUGGGGUUCGUUUCAUUUCCAUUACUGGAAGAUCCAUUAUGGACGAGUGCAGCAAAAUGAAGAGGACAUGCAUCACCUGUGCAUUGUGAGGGGAGUGGAGAAGCAGCUGUGGUGGAGCAGAGUCAUCCAGGAAAGAAUCCUGGACCCAUGGGGUCUCGUCCAGGUGGUCCUCACCAACAACAAGGUGACUGGUAUUAAGUUCCUUGGUAGAAGGAUCCAUGGACUCAUGUCCUGCCUCGUCAAGAGGAGGUCUGAGUUCACCUAUUAUGAGGAUGCCCAGCAGGUGGAUAUCUCCACCACAGUGGAGGGGUACCAGGAGAGGGGGGAUGAGAUGAUGGCAUAUCAGUUCUCCACCUCUGACAUCAUCACCACCCCUCAUGAGCCGUCCUCUGGCUCCUCUCACCAGUUCCCCAGAAUUCUCCGCCUCCCCCCUUUCCCUUCCGAUUCCCCUCCCAGUCCCCCUCCACCUUACCACUCCACCCAGGACCAGGACCAGACCCCUGACAGCACUCCCUCAGGAGUUUGA
Molecule: messenger RNA, 1707 nt
Organism: Coregonus clupeaformis (lake whitefish)
Lineage: Eukaryota; Metazoa; Chordata; Actinopteri; Salmoniformes; Salmonidae
Exons: 14
Coding region: 349-1707 (452 amino acids)
Source: RefSeq, a predicted model, not a curated record